Messenger RNA from Aureobasidium subglaciale EXF-2481, 909 nucleotides. RefSeq lists its product as uncharacterized. The record is from RefSeq and is a predicted model, not a curated record. Gene Ontology annotation, biological process: double-strand break repair via break-induced replication; DNA-templated DNA replication. Gene Ontology annotation, cellular component: GINS complex. Lineage: Eukaryota; Fungi; Ascomycota; Dothideomycetes; Dothideales; Saccotheciaceae. The coding region runs from base 252 to 773 and encodes 173 amino acids. The transcript has 2 exons.
UGAAUGGCUGCCGCGCGGAAAUGACGCGCUCAAACGCGUCACCCCCACACCGAAAGAAGCAGGACCCAAGACCACCACCAUCACUGCCAUUUACGAAACAUCAAAAUCACCAAGCGACAAUUUAAUCAUCGCCAAUCAGCCAAACAUCGACUCAAGACCAUAUCCCCCUCAAAUCGCAGUCCACAAAUUGCCUGGCCGAAUCAACUCACUUCUCGACCGCCAAGAAAAAUCGAGACUAGACGACAAAAAUCAUGAAUAUCGACGAUAUCCUGGCCUCGGUGUCAAAUACAGAGAGAUUACCACAAAGGACAGCAGAUUUACAAGCUUUGACGAGAGCUUGGGUGGCGGAGAGAUGUGCGCCUGAGUUAUUACCUUGGCCGGAAGAAUUGGUUGAGAGAGUGAUGGACAGGAUAAAAUUGCAGCUAGACAAAUACCCUCACCACCACCUCCCCUCUCCCAACCUCUCACCCACAGAAUCCCAAUACCUAACCCACCGCUGCAGUCUCCUCUCCCACCACUUCAAUACCUCUUUUCUGUCUUCUUUUCCAGCACAACUGCAGAAAUUAGACGAUACAGCAGGAGGUAUUUCAAUGGUUGAUGGACCUGAUACAGAGGCUGCGGUGUUUGUGAGGGUAUUGAGGGACGCGGGGCAUGUGGAGGUGCAGGGGGAGCAGGGGGUGGGUGUUGUGGAGUUGAGGAGGGGGGAUGUUUGGUGUGUUAGGUGGAGUUCUGUCAAGGGGGCUGUGUUGAGGGGGGAUGUUGAGAUGGUGUAGUUCCGAGGCAGGAGUGUAAUGCGAAACAUUCGCCGAUUCUCUACCACACUGCUAAAAUCACACCGAGAAAUGAUACGUCCACAUGGAACCAGUUCAAGAGUUCUGGUGCAAAGAGACUGUCAUUGGUAUCAUAGUG